GCGAUGAUGCAUUGCAUCAAGCGAUAAGCAAAGAUGGCGGCAUUUCCGACACGGUAGUUUCUGCAAACAAUUGUACAUUGUUCUUUAGUGCAAAUAUAUAUCUUUUUUCUAAAUAUUAUUUCUAUUGACCAAAUAACUCUCGUUUAGGGCAGCAGCACUGGUUGUUAUCGCGGGUUGUUACAGAGUAUCGUGGUGUUAGUCAGCUGGUUUAUCUCGCGACAGUUAGCUGUCAGUGAUAACGGACAGUAGACGGGAGUGACAGCAGUUGGCAAACUUUAAUAUUUAGACCAGCUCAGACAUGAAGGACGCUUUGUCCCUGGUCCAGAGACUGAGUGCACACCCGGACUCCCGGUGCUGGUUCGUCAGCUGGAACCCGACCGGGACGCUGCUGGCUUCAUGCGGCGGCGACAAGGCCGUCCGGAUAUGGGGACAAGAAGGUGACUCUUGGGUGUGCAAGACUGUGCUUCAGGAUGGACACCAGCGCACUGUGAGGAAAGUGGCCUGGUCUCCGUGUGGGAAUUAUCUGGCCUCUGCCAGCUUUGAUGCAACCACAUGCAUCUGGAAAAAGAAGGAAAAUGAUUUUGAGAGUAUCACUGUGCUGGAGGGACAUGAAAAUGAGGUCAAGUGUGUGGCUUGGGCACCUUCGGGGAAUCUGCUGGCAACAUGUAGCCGAGACAAGAGUGUGUGGGUGUGGGAAGUGGACGAAGAAGAUGAGUAUGAGUGUGUUACUGUCGUUAACUCUCACACACAAGACGUCAAGCAUGUUGUGUGGCACCCAACCCAGGAGCUCCUCGCUUCCGCCAGCUACGACAACAACAUCUGUAUUUACAAGGAAGACGAUGAUGACUGGGAGUGCCGGGACACCUUGAAAGGUCACACAUCCACAGUCUGGAGUUUGGCUUUUGAUGCAGCUGGACAGAGGCUGGCGUCCUGCAGCGACGACCGUACUGUGAAGAUUUGGAAGGAGACUCCAAAUGAAAGUGGACAGGCAGGAGACUUAUCAUGGAAGUGUGUCUGUACUCUGUCUGGGUACCAUGGACGAACAAUUUAUGAUAUUGACUGGUGUCGGCAGACUGGCGCCCUGGCAACUGCUUGUGGUGAUGAUGCAGUACGAGUGUUUAAGGAGGAUGAGACGGCUGAUCCGGACCAGCCGGUGUUCUCACUGGCUGCUCAGGUGACCAAAGCCCACAGCCAGGACGUCAACUGUGUCUCCUGGAACCCUAAAGAGGCAGGGCUCCUGGCUGCCUGCAGCGAUGACGGAGAGAUCACCAUCUGGAGGUUCCAAGAGGAAGACUGAUCGCUGAUCAUCCUAAGUGACCUUUUACUGAACAGAAAGUUAUUGCUAGCUACCCUGGGAACUGUGGUCCUGAGGUCACCACAUUUAAUAUUGUUGAUUCAACUUUUACAGCUUACGACAGUCUGACAGGAUUUAACUUGAUGUUACAGUGUACGAACAUGUCACCUCUCAUGUUGUUUCUAAACUGAUCAGAAUGCUUUAGCGCAUCUUUUGCUUUGUGAGUCUAAAUAUUUCUGUGUAACAGCUUAAUUAAGAAUUUAUUGAUUUUUAUAUGAAUGAAUAAAUAAAUAAAUAUUAAAAACAAUAUAAAAACAA
This is a messenger RNA of Epinephelus lanceolatus (giant grouper), 1612 nucleotides long. RefSeq names its product cytosolic iron-sulfur assembly component 1 (gene ciao1). Gene Ontology annotation, biological process: iron-sulfur cluster assembly. The record is from RefSeq and is a predicted model, not a curated record. Gene Ontology annotation, molecular function: protein binding. Gene Ontology annotation, cellular component: cytosolic [4Fe-4S] assembly targeting complex. Lineage: Eukaryota; Metazoa; Chordata; Actinopteri; Perciformes; Serranidae.